Messenger RNA from Onthophagus taurus, 1347 nucleotides. It is a transcript of the gene Sclp, whose product is annotated as leucine rich repeat containing protein 20 sclp. Lineage: Eukaryota; Metazoa; Arthropoda; Insecta; Coleoptera; Scarabaeidae. The record is from RefSeq and is a predicted model, not a curated record. Gene Ontology annotation, cellular component: cytoplasm. Gene Ontology annotation, molecular function: protein binding.
UUUAAAUCUCGUAUACAGAAAAGUGAACAGCACAAUAAAGUGAGUUUUUUAAAGUUUUUGUUCGGAACCAACAAAAAUUUUUGAGUGAAAAUGCGUCCCCCAUCGCAAUUCGGUGAUGACAUCGGUAAUCAUCCAGAUCCAGCUGAAGCUGAUCCGAGGAUGGGUGCAAUGAUGAUUUAUACAAGAUUGGCAGGAAGAGCCAUUAUCAGGGUUGUUGGAAGGUGUAACGAGGCUCAGGAGAACAAUAAAUUGGAUCUCUCAGAAUGCGAAUUAAUGCAAGUUCCGGACGCAGUUUACCAUCUAAUGCGACACACCGAAUUAAAAUCUUGCGAUUUAAGUGGAAAUGUAAUAACGAAAAUCCCGCCAAAGUUCGCCGUUAAAUUUAGCUUAAUUUCCGCAUUAAAUUUAUCUCACAAUCAAAUGUCGAAACUUCCUGAUGAAAUCGCCGAUUUGGGAUCAUUACAAAGACUCGACAUUUCUCAUAACACCUUCAUCUCUCUACCAUCGGCAAUCUUUAAAGCACCAAAAUUGGAAUUGUUAAAUGCAAGUGAUAAUCACAUUGCGGAUGUGGACGUUGAAGAAAUCAAAGAGGCACCGUCAUUGAUUGCGUUGGAUUUGAGGAAUAAUCCGUUGACGGUUCGGUGUCAUGAUCAAAUCGCUCAAAUUACUGAAAUUCAGGUUGAUUUGACGCCGCGACAAAGAGAAGAUUGGGAAGAUCUUAAUAUUUAAAUUAAUUUAAAAUUAAAGAAAAUGUAAGAAAAUUCACUGCCAAAAGUGUUAAAACACAAAAGGUAGCUGUCUUUAAUGUAAAUUUUUUUCUAGUUUUUUAAUAAGAAAAAAUUAAUAUUUGUAUUUUUAUAAAUAAAAUAGGCCUAUUAAUUAAUGGUCUCGAUUUAAGUAUUAAGUUAUUUACGUACUUAACUAAAAAACGCAGUGUCUUGUAUACCUACUAUGUUUUAGACUUUUUACUCAGGGACAGUUUUUUCAGUUUAGUGCAGAUUUCUUUGUGAUUAAUGAUUAAACCUGAUUUGGUGCUAAAAUGUUUUUUUUAUAACCAGAAUUUGUAAAAAAAUAAAUUAAUUGUUGUGAUAUUUAUAUUUGGAAGAAAAGCUGGUCCCCUUUUCGCUAUUUUACUACUUAACUAAAUAGACUUGUGUGUUUAAUUAAUUUGUACUAUAUUAUUUUGUCUAUUAAGCAUUUGAUAAUUACUUAUAUUAUUAUUUUGAUUGUCCUGGCUUGGUCAUCUAGUCAUUUUGUGAUUUCGCCGAUGAUUUAAAAGAGUCCUCUAUGCAUUUCUGAUGAUGUAAAAUAAAAUAAUUAUAAAUAAAACAAGUAUUUGAAAAUCAA